Messenger RNA from Carica papaya (papaya), 518 nucleotides. The record is from RefSeq and is a predicted model, not a curated record. NCBI's taxonomy places the organism in Eukaryota, Viridiplantae, Streptophyta, Magnoliopsida, Brassicales, Caricaceae.
AACCCGUGCGCCGCCGCUUUCGUCUCUGCAGCUCAUCUAAAUAAUAAUAGGAAAAGAUGGCGCACCAAGGAGAGCGAUUGAAAUCGACUUCCAUAAACGGAGUGAAGAUGUACCACGUUUCUUCUCAACCAAACGUCGCCACUUGGCUUCCUCCCAAGAAGCAACGAGCUCUCCGCAAAAAUCCAAAUUAUAUGCAAAGGGUGGAGUUGAUCCAGGACUUGAGGUUUGAAACUGCUACAACGAAAAUCAAGGCAACUCCUGACGGAGAGUUUCUUAUAGCUUCAGGCAUAUAUCCACCGCAAGUUAAAGUAUACGAGCUUAGGGAACUUUCAUUGAAAUUUGAGAGGCAUUUGGAUUCAGAAAUAGUUGAUUUUCAGAUAUUGGAUGAUGACUAUUCAAAGCUUGCAUUUUUAUGCGCUGAUCGUUCUGUUAAUCUCCAUGCAAAAUAUGGAAAACACUACAGUUUGCGAAUUCCAAGGUGGUUGAAUUUUGCUUUCAUGGACUCUGAAGCUCUAUAG